Molecule: messenger RNA, 3920 nt
Organism: Marmota monax (woodchuck)
Lineage: Eukaryota; Metazoa; Chordata; Mammalia; Rodentia; Sciuridae
Gene: Rel
Product: REL proto-oncogene, NF-kB subunit
Exons: 10
Coding region: 365-2137 (590 amino acids)
Biological process (GO): regulation of transcription by RNA polymerase II; canonical NF-kappaB signal transduction; cellular response to stress
Cellular component (GO): cytoplasm
Molecular function (GO): RNA polymerase II cis-regulatory region sequence-specific DNA binding; DNA-binding transcription factor activity, RNA polymerase II-specific
Source: RefSeq, a predicted model, not a curated record
GCCCCCGGGAAAGGCGAUGGGGAGCGCUACGUCAGCCGCGGGAAAUUCCCCUCCCUCCGGGCUGCCAGCUUCUUGGCCGGGCUAGCGCUCGGCUCUCGUCCCGCUCCGCCCCCUGCUCCUGUCUCCCGCUCGCUGGACGGGCGACAGUGGUGACCCUGAGCGCGAGAAUUCAGGGGGUGGGAAGGUGUGAGCCGCAAGCCAAGGGGAGGGCGGGAAAGAGGAGGAGGCCCGGGGGUGGUCAGGGGGACUGGGGUCCCGACGGCAAAGGUCCCGCGGCCUCCUGACUUGACUGGCGGCUGUCUGGCUGACGGCCUCGGGCCCCGACGUUUGGAGCUGCCGGCCCGACUGCGCGGAGAGCGGAGCCAUGGCCUCCGGUGGGUAUAACCCAUAUAUAAAGAUAAUUGAACAACCCAGGCAGAGGGGAAUGCGUUUUAGGUACAAAUGUGAAGGGCGAUCAGCUGGCAGCAUUCCAGGAGAGCACAGCACUGAGAACAAUCGAACAUUCCCAUCUAUCCAGAUUAUGAACUACUAUGGAAAAGGAAAAGUAAGAAUUACAUUAGUUACAAAAAAUGACCCCUAUAAACCUCAUCCUCAUGAUUUAGUUGGAAAAGACUGCAGAGAUGGCUACUAUGAAGCAGAAUUUGGUCAAGAACGCAGGCCUUUAUUUUUUCAAAAUUUGGGUAUCCGAUGUGUUAAGAAAAAAGAAGUAAAGGAAGCCAUUAUUUCAAGAAUAAGUUCAGGAAUCAAUCCUUUCAAUGUCCCUGAGCAACAGCUGCUUGAUAUUGAAGAUUGUGAUCUCAAUGUGGUGAGACUGUGUUUUCAAGUUUUCCUCCCUGAUGAACUUGGUAAUUUGACAACUGCUCUUCCUCCUGUUGUCUCUAACCCAAUUUAUGACAACCGUGCCCCAAAUACUGCAGAAUUAAGGAUUUGUCGUGUAAACAAGAACUGUGGAAGUGUCAGGGGAGGAGAUGAAAUAUUUCUACUUUGUGACAAAGUUCAGAAAGAUGACAUAGAAGUUCGUUUUGUGUUGAAUGAUUGGGAAGCAAAGGGUAACUUUUCACAAGCUGAUGUACACCGUCAAGUAGCCAUUGUUUUUAAGACUCCUCCAUAUUGUAAAGCUAUAACAGAACCAGUAACAGUAAAAAUGCAGCUGCGGAGACCCUCUGACCAGGAAGUUAGUGAAUCUAUGGAUUUUAGGUAUCUGCCAGAUGAAAAAGACACUUAUGGCAAUAAAUCAAAGAAACAAAAAACAACUCUACUGUUCCAGAAACUGUGGCAGGAUUGUGCAGUCAAUUUUCCUGAGAGACCAAGAUCUGGUCCGGUAGGGUCAAUCGAAGAAGGAAGAUUCAUCAAAAAAGAAUCAAACUUGUUUUCUCAUGGUACAGUUUUGUCAGAAAUGUCCAGAUCUUCAGGAGUUUCUAGUCAAGGAGAAUCCUACUAUUCCUCAUCUGUAUCCAUCUCCAGUGGAUUGUCACAUCAUGCUUCAGCCAUACCUUCAAUGGUGCCUCAGCCUCCUUCAAGUUGGUCAUCAAUGGCCCAUCCUACCUCACGUUCAGUCAAUACAAAUCCACUGAGUAGUUUUUCAACAGGGACACUUUCUGCUAAUUCUCAAGGUGUAUCAUCAUUCCUGGACAUGUCUGUUGGUGAUUUAAAUGCUUCUAAUGCUUGCAUUUAUAACAGUACUGAUGACAUAGGCAGAAUGGAAACAUCAUCCAUAUCACCAGCUGACUUAUAUGGUAUUUCUGAUGCCAACAUGCUGCCAAAUUGCCCUGUGAAUAUGAUGACAACCAGCAGUGAUAGCAUGGGGGAAACUGAUAAUCCAAGACUUGUGAGCAUGAAUCUUGAAAACCCCUCAUGUAAUUCAGUGUUAGAUCCAAGAGACUUGAGACAGCUCCAUCAGAUGUCUUCUUCCAGUAUGUCAGCAGGCACCAGUUCUAGUACUGUUUUUGUUUCACAAUCAAAUGCAUUUGAGCGAUCCGACUUCAGUUGUGCAGAUAACAACCUGAUAAAUGAAUCAGGACCAUCAAAUGGUACUAAUCCGAACAAUCAUAAUUUUGUUCAAAGUAGUCAGUAUUCAAGCAUUGGCACAAUGCAAAAUGAACAAUUGAGUGACUCCUUUGCAUAUGAUUUUUUUUAAGUUUAUAUUUCUUUUAUGACAUUAUUAAUGUAUUCUUAAAAGAAUUAACUAAUAUUUGCUUUCAAGCAAAUAUAAGGUAAAACCUGUAAUGACUAUGUCAUUGGAAAAAUAUAUUCUUGAUUAUUUUUGAUGCCCAUGGGCCAAAGUGACCCCUAUGGGGUUUUCUGAAACUUCUUGAAGUUUCUUAAAUUUAUAUGUACAGCAAAACUUCUUUAAAAUGUUAAAUUGGAGAAGCCAGUUGAAGUAAGCUUUCAAGGUAUGGGAGGUUUUCUACCUUUUAUAAGAUUUACAUCCAUAUCUUUAAAGUGACUUUCAAUUUUAGUUCUACACCCAUACUUUCAAGAGGAAGAAGUUUCCUUGGACCUUGCUUUUUUCCUUAGGUAUCUUUAUUCCAUGUGAUCUCAAUAACUGCCUGUUUAACAGCUUUAUCUAUAAAUUAAUUAAAACUCAAACUCAACAUAUCCAAACCUGAGUUCUUGAUUUUCCCUCCCAGACUUGCUUCUCCUUCAGUCUUCCCCAACUCAGUAAAUGGCAAUGCCAUGCUUCUGGUUGCUCAGGCCAAAACCUUGGAAUCAUCCUUAUCUUCUACUGUUAGCACCCUAUUUCUAGCUGUCCUCAUUGCUUGCCUGGAUUAAAGCUGUAGCCUCCCAAACCUUCCUUACAUCCUUGUUCCCCAGUAGCCUGUUGUCCAUAAAGUAGUCAGAGUAAUUAUUUUUAAAACAAGUCAAAUCAUAUUUGUCUGCUCAAAACCAUCCAGUGGUUCCCCAUCUCAAGAGAAGGGGUCCUAGUGCUUAAAAUUAGCAGACCUGUGCACCCUUUCCUAACCCAUGUAUUACCAUUUCCCCCUCUUCAUGCAGCUCCAGGCACUCUGACCUUAAUUCUCCUCCUCAGAGUACCAGGUACAUUCCUGCCUGAUAUACUUUGUACUUGGUAUUACUCUGCCUUAAAUGUUCUCUCACUGUCACUGUCUAACUACUGAGCAUUUGUUUACUAUUUGUUUUCUUUACUAGUACGUAAGCUCCAGGAGGAGAGAAAUUUUUGUAUUUUGUUUACUGUUGAAUCUCCAGUUUGUAGAACAGUCUGCCUCACAUUAAGCACUCAGUAAUAUUUAUUGAACAUUUAGUGUAUUCUUAGAACUUUUGUUUUUUGAAAUAGCUUUUAAUUUUACUAGAUUUUUAUAGUUUUUACAUCUUGUUUGAUGUUACAUUGGGUUUUUAUUAGAAUCACUGAAGUCCAGUGUUAAUAAUGAUAUUCCAAAUUGCUUAAAAGCAAAAUAAUCCCAAUGGCAAAAUGGUGACAGAAUUUGGCCAUUAAUCUCAAUUGUGAUGGAAUUACCAUGAUGCUAAGUAAUUAAUGUAUUAAAGAUCUAGUUUAUCUUAUAGCUAGGACCUACCCUAAAUAUUGAACAUAUUCCCAUCUGGAAAGUGUGUAUAAUUUCACUUGUACAAAGUACAACCAAACCUUAAAUUUAACAUAAAUUAAUUCCAUCAAAAUGGGGUAUGUGUGAAUGACAUAUAAAUAAAAUUCUCAGUUGACUAUUACUGGAAAAUUGCCAGAAGAGCAAGGUGAGAUUAGGGUCAGAAUAGUCCAGAAAGCAAAAUAAAAAGAUUAGAAACCCAUAAAUACAAUUAAUAUUUCUCAAGUUUUGAUUUUAAAAGAAAAUAUUUGUCAUAUGAUAUAAAUUCAAAAAUCAUAAGCACAUAAUAGUAGAAAAUAAAAUUUCUUUUCUGUUCAGAAUAUGAACCCAGGGUAUCUCCAGAUGGUGAUUGUUAAGUGGUGAUUU